Messenger RNA from Spinacia oleracea (spinach), 1767 nucleotides. Its product is annotated as zinc finger BED domain-containing protein RICESLEEPER 2-like. Gene Ontology annotation, molecular function: protein dimerization activity; DNA binding. The coding region runs from base 1 to 1767 and encodes 588 amino acids. The transcript is spliced from 4 exons. The record is from RefSeq and is a predicted model, not a curated record. NCBI's taxonomy places the organism in Eukaryota, Viridiplantae, Streptophyta, Magnoliopsida, Caryophyllales, Amaranthaceae.
AUGGAUAAACUUGAAUCCGGCGAUAAGAGUGAAACAAAAGCCAAGUGUAAGCACUGUAAGCAAGUUUAUACUGCAAAAUCUUUAAAUGGAACUUCUCAUUUGAGAAGACAUCUUGAUAAGUGUCCUGCAAAAAAGAAUGUUUCAAUUAAAAACUUUAUGAUUGGGGGUCAAAUUAAUUGUGAAGGACAAUCAAUGGCUUUAAAACAUCCUAAAAUUGAUCCAGAAGCAGUAAGAAAAGCUAUUUGUAUGUUUGUUGUUGCUGGAGCUCAUUCUUUUUCAAUAGUUGAAGAACCCGGCUUUAAGAAUAUGUUUUCUACUGCUUGUCCCAACUAUAAAUUUUACAUCUGUAAUUGGAGAAAUGAUAGUACGCAAGAUGAGUAUAUUUGUAUAACUGCUCAUUGGAUUGAUAAUAACUGGAAGUUGCAAAAGAGAAUCAUUAGAUUUGGGGCAUUGACGCCUCCUUUUGAUGGGGUUAGUAUUGCUGAGGAUGUUUCUUUUUGUUUGGCUAAAUGGAAAAUUGAUGGAAAGGUGAGAUCAUUUACUUUGGAUAAUGCCACCUAUAAUAACACAAUGUGUAGCCAGAUUAAGAGACAACUUGUGAGGAAUGGAAUGGAACUUUUAUUUGGUGCCGUCCUUAAGCUCAUUGAUAGUGUUGUGGAUAAGAUUAGAGCAAUUGGUAGGCAUUUUAGAUACUCUAUUCCAAAGAAGAAGAAGUUCUAUGAAAUUGCUCAACAAACUUAUCACUUGAAUCCUAAGAAACGAAUGCGAGGGGAUUGUUGUGUUAGGUGGAACUCAACUUAUUUGAUGCUUGAUCGUGCUCUUUAUUUUAGGGCGGCUAUUGAUCAUGUAGUGGAAAAAGAUAGUGAAAUAAAAAUGUAUCUUCUUGAUGAUGAUGAAUGGAAAAAGGUGUCAGUGAUUCAUGACUUUUUAAAGUUUUUUUAUGAUGUCACUAAUGAGUUCUCUUCUUCCAACACUCCAACAACAAAUAUUUAUUUUAAGGGAGUUUGGGAUAUUCAAUGCAUGUUACUUGAAGCUGCAAAUGGGUCAAAUUCAUUUUUAGAUGCUAUGGUCAAAGAAAUGCAAAAGAAAUUUGACAAAUAUUGGUCCGACUACAAUUUGUUGUUGUCUUGUGCUUAUGUUUUGGACCCUAGGUUUAAGCUUAAAUUGGUUGAGUAUUGCUACACUAGUCUUUAUGGCAAAGCACGUGUUAAAGAGAAAGUGGCGGAGGUAAGAUCCACUUUGUGUAAUUUUCUUAAGGAGUAUAGGGAUGUGGAUGGAGGAGGUAUUGGUGAUAGUGGUAAGGUUAAUGGGGGAGAACCAACCACCCUUUCUAAUGGUAGUGGUAGAAUGGCAAACUUUGGCUCUUGGAUGAGUAGUCAAGAACAAAAUACCGCCGAUAAAACUCAACUUGAUCUUUAUUUGGAAGAAAAAAAUGCCGAUUACAAUUCUAAACUUGAUGUGUUGUCAUGGUGGAAAAAUAAUGGUGCACCUAGACAUCCACAACUUGCGGCAUUGGCUCGUGAUGUAUUAGCUAUUCCUAUAUCUUCCGUUCCAUCCGAGUCCGCCUUUAGUAUGGGUAAGAAGUUGAUUAAUCCUUGGAGGGGUUCUCUUACAUCAAUGACAAUUGAAUCUCUUGCUUGCUAUGAGGAUUGGCUUCGUGCAAAAGGUUUCUCUUUAGGUGGUUCAACCAUAUUUACCCUGCCACAAGAUGAACAAGAUGAUGAAGAUGACUCCAAGGAAGACGAAGAUUGCCAAAUUAUUGAGUAA